Anoplopoma fimbria (sablefish) is the source of this 2685-nucleotide messenger RNA. It is a transcript of the gene bfsp2, whose product is annotated as beaded filament structural protein 2, phakinin. NCBI's taxonomy places the organism in Eukaryota, Metazoa, Chordata, Actinopteri, Perciformes, Anoplopomatidae. The record is from RefSeq and is a predicted model, not a curated record. Gene Ontology annotation, biological process: intermediate filament organization. Gene Ontology annotation, cellular component: intermediate filament. Gene Ontology annotation, molecular function: structural molecule activity.
CAUGUUUCCAGAACUCCGUCCUCCCAUAAAUCCCGGAGCGAGCGGCUCGGCGUGGUUUGACUCCUGGAGCUGCCGACCAUCAUGCCUCUGCCCCGACGCCGCUCAUCCUUCCUGGGACAGCCGUCCUCUGAGCGAUCCGCCCCCUCCUGUGGGCGGAUCGGCUCGGCCGUCACCGGCCCCCGCGGCGUCUUCGUGGGCUCUGCCCCCAUGGGAGGGGCCUCGUGCCUGGGGGCGCGGGUGUCCCGGCGGGCUCUGGGCAUCAGCAGCGUAUUCCUGCAGGGCAUGAGGAGCAGCGCGGCGCCGGUACUGCCCCGGGCCGGGGAGCGGGCGGCGGGUCACGGCGCCGCGGCCGGACUGAACAGCUGCCUGAUGGAGUACAGAGACAAAGUGAGAGCGCUGGAGACGCUGAACCAACAGCUGGAGGACCAGAUACGACUCUGUCUGGACCGCAAAGCAUCCAGCGCCGGAGCCUGGGGGCCCCUCAGGAGGGAGUGGGAGGAGGUCUACAGACAGGUCAGUGAAGCGAUCCUGGACAACGCUCGGCUGAUGCUGCAGACGGAGAACGUUCAGGCCAACGCUGAGGACUUCAAGGACAGGUUCGAGAACGAGCAGCCGUUCAGGAAGGCGGUGCAGGAGGAGAUCAGCUCUCUGUACAAAGUGAUCGACGACGCCGACCUGACGAAGGCGGAGCUCCAGGAGCAGAUGGAGAACAUGAGAGCAGAGCUACGAGACCUGGAGCUCAACCACGAGCAGGACGUGCGAGUCCUCUACAGUCAGAUGGCAGGGCGUGAGGUGGACGAACCUGACGCUCCCAUAGAAACCAGUCUGGACCAGAUCCUGGCCUACAUCAGGAGCCACUGGGAGAAGGUGACAGAGAGGAACCGAGCCGAGACGGACAGCUACCUGGAGUGUAAGGAGGCGCAGUGUGUGAGCAGCAGACUGAGUCCAGAGGAGGAGCAGGUGGAGGCGCUGAAGGCCGAGUGCAACGACACCGGCUGCAAGAUCCAGAGUCUGCAGGCCGAGACCGAGUCCAUCAGAGCGCUAAGGCGUGGUCUGGAGAACUCCCUGGGCGACGCCCGUCACUGGCACCAGGUGGAGCAGCAGAACUUGGGCUCUGUGGUCAACAAGCUGGAGGCGGAGCUUAACGACGUCCACGGAGACAUCGAGCAGCAGCGCCGCGACUACGACACGUUGCUUAGCAACAAGCAGCGCCUGGAGCAGGAGAUCAGCAUCUACCACGGCAUCCUGGACGGAGAGGAGAACCCGUGUCCAGGUCUGCAUUCAGAGACUGAGGGAGCCACCAGUGCUUCUGCUGCUCCAGGACCUCCAGGACAAUGAUCCAGGUGGAGGAUCUGAGGAGCAGACUGAAGGGGAGGAGUUUCUACCUGAUGACGUGUGAAGGUGUGAGUGAUGCUGAGAACCUGCAGCAGAAGUGUGAAUGUGGUCCUCAGGUAAACCAGGUCCCAGAACACCUGAGGACCCGUCCUGAAAGGGUCCUCAUGUAAACCAGGUCCCAGAACACCUGAGGAACAUAUGAUGUCACUUUAUGAGUUCCGAGGGUUCCCUGAAUGCACCGUUAAGGAGUGACCACCUCACAAAGGAUUGUGGGAUACUAAGGAGCUGACCUUUGAUGAGCAUACAUCAGAGUUAAGGUGAAUAAAUCAAACUCCCCUUCAGUGAGACGGGUGUGUUGGCCUGAUGACAUCAUGGCCAGUGAGUCAUGUGACGCUUGUUCUUCUUCUCUUGAUGUUUCUGAGUAACUUUGAGGAUAUUGAUUUGAAUCAUUCAGUGACAUAAAUAAAAUAAACCUUUUCAAACGUAAUGUGUCAGAUUUUCUCCUGAAGAACGCUGCGUUUUAUUAUAAACUUUAAUAAAAAGCUCAUUAACAUAAAACAUAUUGAUUAGGAUGAUGUCAUGAUGGAGAUUUGUACGUUUGAAUUUUGGAAAUGAAAAGAUAUUAAAGUCCAUAAUGGAGUCUGGCUGUUUUGUUUCUGAUCACUGUAUGAAGCUGGAUUGAUCAGUGAUCAAUAACAUUCAUUGUUCACACACGAUCAGACGGUUCAAUCAGGAAACAGCAGCCUCUUUAAUGAUCCACAAAUCAAUCAAUCAAUCAAUCAAUCAAUCAAUCACCACUGUUAUUACGGAGGCUGCAGAGCGACAAAUCAAUAACCUCAGAUAUUGAUCCAUAUUAAUCAUAUGACAUUUCAGUAUUCAUGUUCAUGGCCUUCAUCAGGUCACGUGAUCCCAGCUGAACCGUCUCCGUGACAACAGAGAUCAAUGCUGAGGUAGCCGAAAGCUCUGGGAGGUUUUCAUAGACAGUAAUGCAGAUCAAUAAUCAAUAUAUUGACAUUCAUUGAUUAAGUCUCAUCAGACACAAUGUAACAACAUCAAAGGAUUAUUAAGACAUGAUGAUCCCGGUUCCUCCUCCAGCACCACGGUCACAUGACAGGAUAUUAUGGUCUGUCCCAUACAUGGACGCUCAGCAGGACAAAGACGAAGACAAAGCGUCCCCGGUGACGGUUACCAUGGAGACCACAGCUCUGUCCUCACACUGGUCCCCAACAUGUUGGUGUUAGCAUGUUAGCAUCUAUCAGAUUAGCAUCCACAUGUUUGACUUCCUCAGUAGCCCCCUUUAAGAUGAACCACCAUGUAGAUGACCGGAGGAGGUCCGUCCGACGCCACGGC